Messenger RNA from Geosmithia morbida, 999 nucleotides. RefSeq names its product Glycosyl hydrolases family 18. The record is from RefSeq and is a predicted model, not a curated record. Bases 1 to 999 code for a protein of 332 amino acids. Gene Ontology annotation, cellular component: extracellular region. NCBI's taxonomy places the organism in Eukaryota, Fungi, Ascomycota, Sordariomycetes, Hypocreales, Bionectriaceae. The transcript has a single exon. Gene Ontology annotation, molecular function: chitinase activity. Gene Ontology annotation, biological process: carbohydrate metabolic process.
AUGGCGCCUAUACCGCCUAAUACCAAGACCCCACGCAUCGUGGCCUACUACCAGACGCAUCAUGACCAGGGCGGCAGCCCGAUAUCCGUUCUCCCGCUGGUUCUCCGACCGGGAAUCUCGGUGACUCACCUCAUCCUGGCGGCCAUCCAUAUCAACGAGGAUCCGUCGGGGCUGACGCUCAACGACCACAUUCCCGGGCACGAGCGCAACGGCACGCUGUGGUCUGAGAUGGCGACGCUGCAGGCGGCGGGGGUCAAGGUCAUGGGCAUGCUGGGGGGCGCCGCCAAGGGCACGUACUCGCGCCUGGACGGGUCGGACAGCCAGUUCGAGCGGUACUACUUGCCCCUACGGGACAUGGUGCGCCAGCGCGGCCUGGACGGCCUCGACCUCGACGUCGAGGAAGAGAUGAGUCUAUCGGGCAUCAUCCGGUUGAUCGACCGUCUGCGCGCCGACUUUGGCGGCAACUUCAUCCUCACCAUGGCCCCCGUCGCCGCCGCCCUGCUCAACCCGCAGGCCAACCUCAGCGGCUUCGACUACGUCGCCCUCGAGGUCAUGCGCGGCCGCGAGAUCGCCUGGUACAACACCCAGUUCUACUGCGGCUGGGGUGACUGCACCAGCCCCAGCAUGUACCACGCCAUGGUCCGCAGCGGCUGGCCCGCCGAUAAGCUCGUCGUGGGCCUCGUCACCAACCCGGAGAAUGGCUCGGGCUUCGUCCCCAUGGUGCCCGUGUCCACCGUCUUCGCCGAGCUCAGGAUGUACUACCCCAACUUCGGAGGCGUCAUGGGCUGGGAGUAUUUCAACGCUCUCCCCGGCGGCCGUGAGAGGCCCUGGGAGUGGGCCGAGACUAUGACUGGCCUGCUUAGGAGCCACUUGCCAGAGUCAAAGAGGCCUGCUGCUGCCCAUAUUGCCGACGUCGAGACGGGCGCUCUUCCUGACGCAAAGGCUUUGCCUGUCCCGACCCAGUUUGAUUAUUACUCUGAUGGAACUGAGGAGGAAUGA